CGCCCGCCGCGCGCACUGAGGGAGCGGGGUCGCCGCCGCCUGCCGCCCGCUCGCCCGCGUGCCCGGGCCGCGGUGGGCCAGGAUGUCGGGCUUCCUGGAGGAGCUGCUGGGCGAGAAGCUGGUGACGGGCGGCGGCGAGGAGGUGGACGUGCACUCGCUGGGCGCCCGCGGCAUCUCGCUGCUCGGGCUCUACUUCGGCUGCAGCCUGAGCGCCCCCUGCGCGCAGCUCAGCGCCAGCCUGGCCGCCUUCUACGGCCGCCUGAGGGGGGACGCGGCGGCCGGGCCGGGGCCGGGGCCGGGGGCUGGCGCGGCCGCCGAGCCCGAGCCGCGGAGCCGCCUGGAGAUCGUCUUCGUGUCCUCAGACCAGGACCAGAGGCAGUGGCAGGACUUCGUGCGGGACAUGCCGUGGCUGGCGCUGCCCUACAAGGAGAAGCACAGAAAGCUAAAACUUUGGAACAAGUACCGAAUUUCCAACAUUCCAUCACUAAUAUUCCUAGAUGCCACCACCGGGAAGGUUGUGUGCAGGAAUGGGCUGCUGGUGAUCCGUGAUGACCCCGAAGGUCUGGAAUUCCCUUGGGGACCCAAGCCUUUCAGGGAAGUCAUUGCAGGGCCAUUGCUUAGAAAUAACGGGCAGUCCCUGGACAGCAGCAGCCUGGAGGGGUCCCACGUGGGCGUCUAUUUCUCCGCGCACUGGUGUCCACCCUGCCGGAGUCUCACACGGGUCCUGGUGGAAUCCUACCGGAAGAUCAAGGAAGCAGGCCAGAAGUUUGAGAUCAUCUUUGUCAGUGCGGACAGGUCAGAGGAGUCCUUUAAGCAGUACUUCAAUGAGAUGCCCUGGCUUGCCGUCCCCUACACUGACGAGGCCCGGCGGUCACGCCUCAACCGGCUGUAUGGCAUCCAAGGCAUCCCCACGCUCAUUGUUCUGGACCCGCAGGGAGAGGUGAUCACCCGGCAGGGACGGGUAGAGGUGCUCAACGAUGAGGACUGCAGGGAGUUCCCAUGGCACCCUAAGCCCGUGCUGGAGCUGUCCGACUCCAACGCUGUGCAGCUCAACGAGGGCCCCUGCCUUGUGCUCUUCGUAGACUCGGAGGAUGAUGGGGAGUCUGAGGCCGCCAAGCAGCUGAUCCAACCAAUAGCUGAGAAAGUCAUUGCCAAGUACAAAGCCAAGGAGGAGGAGGCUCCGCUUCUGUUCUUUGUGGCUGGAGAGGAUGACAUGACCGAUUCCCUGCGCGACUACACCAACCUGCCCGAGGCUGCCCCUCUGCUGACCAUCCUGGACAUGUCGGCCCGGGCCAAGUACGUGAUGGACGUGGAGGAGAUCACCCCCGCCAUCGUGGAGGCCUUUGUGAAUGACUUCCUAGCAGAAAAACUCAAGCCAGAGCCCAUCUAGUGGGGCCACGGCCUCCUGGGGCCUUAUUUAAAACUCUCCUCCUUCUCUUCUUCCUCCUCCUCCCCCCUCCUUUCCCAGCCCUGGGACUUCCCUGGCGUGUCCUGAGUCGCACAACUCGCGUGCCCCACCUCUCUGGGGUGCUUUCUCUUUGUAUUCACUCCUCAGCCAACACCCUAGGGUGUGCAGCCUCCCAGUGGCAGCAGAAGAGCCCACCAUGUUUGGAAGCUCCAUGUGGCAUCCAUAGGGGUGGCACCACCCAGCCAGGAUCAGGGCGGCUUCGCUCCGUCCAGGUCCCUGGCUAUCAGCGAUGGGUCCGCCACCGUGGUAUUCUUUGUGUGUGCGGGUGGUGAAUUGGGGCUUCAGCUCCGGUUCUGGCUGCGGCUUGAGAGCAUCCUUUCCUAAGUGGUAUCCUCCCUAUCGGCCCAGGGAGCUACUGAUCUGAAAGGAAGCUUGCAGAGUAUUUUUGGUGGGAAAAAUGAGUAGCUAAGAUGAUGAUUCCUACAGUAAUAGCUUUCGUCCAACUGCAACCCUCCCUUCCUUUCAUCCCUUUCUUCCUUGCUGUUGACCUUCCCAAUGUCUCUGCCUCCUCAUAGAGAACAGCUCCUAUUCUUAUGGAAUUUUGUGACUGAAUUCUGCCCCUUUGGCACCCUCGCUGGCACAGUGCCACGUCUGAGGUCCCUGUAUCCCCUUUGGUGACCCUAUCACUCCCUGUUCUUUUCAAAGCAGAAAUCCCCAGACGCCUAGCUUUUCCCUAGAAUCCUGCAGAAGGAGCUGCACCCUGGGGUCCUGUCCGGCAGAAGCCUUGCGAGGAGCUCUUCUCCCAGGCCUGUUGACUUCUCAUCCAGCAGCGGCUGUGUUCUUGGGAGUCGGGCGGGGGCUUUGGCCUGGGGAUUUCUGAGGUUUUCCUCUUCAGUGGGCCUUGAAACCAUCUCAGGCCUUACUCCGGGAUCUGCUCAACACCGAAGCUGUGCACGUGGAGAACCCAGCCCCGCUAAGGAGCUGCUAGCCCCUGCUGAACUGGAUUGUUGAUCUGUAGUUCAGAGGUACCCCAAUUAGUUGGUGAUGAGACUGUUUGAUGUUGCCAGCUUGAAAUGCCGUCACUUAGCAAGAAAUAAAGCAGGCAUCUCUGGACGUUGUCAA
This is a messenger RNA of Ochotona curzoniae (black-lipped pika), 2530 nucleotides long. RefSeq names its product nucleoredoxin (gene NXN). Bases 83 to 1390 code for a protein of 435 amino acids. The record is from RefSeq and is a predicted model, not a curated record. The transcript has 8 exons. Lineage: Eukaryota; Metazoa; Chordata; Mammalia; Lagomorpha; Ochotonidae. Gene Ontology annotation, molecular function: thioredoxin-disulfide reductase (NADPH) activity.